Molecule: messenger RNA, 6852 nt
Organism: Theileria orientalis strain Shintoku
Lineage: Eukaryota; Apicomplexa; Aconoidasida; Piroplasmida; Theileriidae
Product: DNA polymerase epsilon catalytic subunit
Exons: 17
Coding region: 1-6852 (2283 amino acids)
Biological process (GO): leading strand elongation; DNA replication proofreading; mitotic cell cycle
Cellular component (GO): epsilon DNA polymerase complex; nucleus
Molecular function (GO): zinc ion binding; DNA binding; single-stranded DNA 3'-5' DNA exonuclease activity
Source: RefSeq, a predicted model, not a curated record
AUGUUGGAAUAUGAAAAAACACCAACCUGGAAUUCAAACGGAAAGAGAAACGGAUUCCUGUAUAAUGUAGUAGUAACAACGGUGAAGGCGUCAGUUGACCUGAGACAGUCGUCGAAGCAAUCAGGACAAAUAGACCACAGUAGCCACGACACAGAUAGGUUUUACAGCAAUAAAACAGCGUCAAACGUAGAUAGUCAGUUAAAUUCAGCACUGUCACUGUACUUUAUAUCUGAAGAUGGGACGGAGUGGAACACAUCAGUGAUCCAUUCGCCGUACUUCUACGUAUCGGUGCUGAAAGAAGAUUACAUCGACGUGGUGCUGCAGUUCCUGUACAACAAGUUCCAGGUAAACGCGAUAGGACCGGUGCUGCUGGAGCCAUGUAAGAAGAUAGACCUCUCGCUGCCGAAUCACCUGGAGAAGGUGGACGCAGUGGAAGGAGUGAGUAAGCAUAACCUGGCAACCUUGAUAAAAAUCAGCUUUAAAACAAUAGAUCAGCUCGAGAGAGGAAGAGACAUGAUAGCAGCAAUGAAGAGGCAGUACGAGAAGGACAACCUGUUGAUCAACGCAUCCAACGACUACGACGAGUUCGACGAAGACGUAAGCUACAACAAAGUGGACAGGAACAGGUACGACACAUAUAACCUGAGUAACAGAGAUCACCUGGAGUACUCAAUGGGAGAAAUGAGCGGGUCCCAGAAGACUUUGUCGAGUCAGACGCUGAGGUUCAUAGGAAACAUCUACGAGCACGACGUGAAGUACAUCAACAGAGUGUGCAUAGACCUGUCGAUAAGGUGCGGAACGUGGUACGAGGUGGAAAGAGAGGACUUCAACGUUAAGUUCGAGCCUAUGGACAAGAGGAGCGUGGCUCCGUUGAACGUGUUCGCAUGGGACAUAGAGUGUUACAAGGCGCCCCUGAAGUUCCCGGACAUGGAGACAGAUGAGAUCAUGCUGAUAUCAGUGAUGUUCAACGGGCAGGGAUACCUGAUAGUAAACAGAAGCAUAGUCUCGAGAGACAUAACGGAGUUCCUGUACAGGCCGAGAGAAGACAUCGUGGGCAACGCAGCCUUCAAAAUACACAACGAGAAGACGGAGAGGGACCUGCUGACGAGGUUCUUCACGCUGGUGAGGCAGCUGAGGCCGCAGAUACUGGUGACGUACAACGGAGACAAUUUCGACUUCCCGUACGUUAACAGAAGAGCGGAAAUCAACGGCCUGAACAUGAACAAGCUAGCAGGGUUCCAUUUGUCAAACGGAGUGUUCGUUAACGCAGCAGUGCUUAACAUGGACUGCUACAAGUGGGUGGAGAGAGACUCGUACCUGCCCUUCGGCUCGAGGACGCUGAAGCAGGUGUGUAAGCUGAUGCUGAAGUACAGCCCAGUGGAGAUAGACCCGGAGGACAUGGUGGCGAUGGCGAGAACGGACCCGCAAAAGCUGGCAGUGUACAGCGUGUCUGACGCAGUGGCGACCUACAACCUGUACAUCAAGUUCAUACACAACUUUAUCCUGGCGCUGAGCUACAUCGUGCCGCUGCCGCCAAACGAGAUCCUGAGACAGGGAGCAGGGACUAUGUGCGAAAACCUGCUGAUGGCGGAGGCGUACGGAAAUGGAAUACUGCUGCCGAACAAACACACGCAGAAGGCAAUAAGGUUCUACACGAACCCGGAAACGGAAAAACAGCACCUGGUCUACGAAAACACGUACAUAGGAGGAAGAGUGGAGAGCCUGCGCUGCGGAAUAUUCAGAGACGACCAGGAGGAGCAGUUUGAGCUGUCAGCAGCAGCGUACGACGACCUGAUAAAUAACCUGGACGCUCUGCUGAUAUACUGGGCGAAGAACAACAUGAGUAAGAUAACGAAGGAGCCGUUGAAACUGUACGAGGAGGAGGACGAUGAGGAAGAUGGGACCCGGAGGCCGGGAGAGCCAUCAAAAAGGCUAAAGAAGAUAUUCGAGCACUUUGAAAACUUCGAGGACGUGUACAGAGAGUUGUACGUGAGGCUGUGUAGACUGAGAGACGAGAGUAGCAUAAAGACGCUGCAGCCGACAGCAAUCGUGACGGAAAAGUUCUGCGAAAAGUGCUCGUACUACAGCGAGUCGCACCUGUGUCAGAAGAGAAUGAAGUGGAAGCAGAGGCUGGAAGUGUCGCCAAUAGAUAAGAGUCAGAUACUGGUGCUGCUGCAAAACCUGAAGUCGAGGACGUACCAAGGAGCAGCAGCGUCGAAGAACGAAAGUAGAGUGAAGGCGGAGCAGGAAGAAGAUUCGGAUGCGGACUCGGAGGAGUUGGAAGGGAACGGGAAGGUGGCAUUUAGGACUUGGGACCAGCUGACGGAAAGAGAACAGGGAGCACAGCUGCAGAAGGCAGUUAAGAACCACUCGCAGAAGAUAUUUAAGAAGACGAAGAUAUACAAGGAGGCGGACGUGGAAAGCAUAAUAUGCCAGCGAGAGAACCACUUCUACGUGCAGACAGUGAUGACGUUCAGAGACAGAAGGUACACCUUCAAGCACCUGAAGAAGGAGGGAGAAAACGAGCUGAAGGCGCUGCUGAAGCAGGGCUGCUCAGACCCAGUGAAGAUGAAGAGCGUGAGAGAAAAAAUACUGAUAAACGACUCGCUGCAGCUUGCGUACAAGUGCAUACUUAACAGUUUCUACGGCUACGUUAAGAGAACGGGCUCGAGGUGGUACAGCAUGGAAAUGGGAGCAAUAGUGACGUACACGGGAGCGUCGAUAAUCGACUCGGCAAGAAAGUUGGUGGAAAAAAUAGGAAUACCAAUAGAGCUGGACACAGAUGGAAUAUGGUGUAUGCUGCCAGACGUGUUCCCAGCAGUGCUGGACCUGAAGUACGCAGCGGAGGGAAAGACGAAGACAGUGGAACUGGAGUACAUGACGACGGUGCUUAACAUGCUUAUAGCAAACGAGUGGACAAACGACCAGUACCUGGACCUGGAGGACACGGGAAAGUAUAGAACAAUAAAGAGGAACGAGAUAUUCUUUGAACUCGACGGACCGUGGCACGCGAUGUUCCUGCCGGCGUCGGAGAAGUCGGAGGAGCUGCUGAAGAAGAGAUACGUGGUGUACAACAGUAAUAACCAAAUAGUGGAGCUGAAGGGCUUCGAAAUCAAGAGGAGAGGAGAGAUGAGGCUGAUACAGCUGUUCCAAGAAGAUAUAUUCCCGCAGUACCUGCUGGGAGCAACGAAGGAGGACGCGUACCAGUCAGCGGCGAAGGUGGCGCUCUCCUACAGAAGAGUGCUGGAGACGAGAGCACAGGAGUUGAAGGAUGAUGACCUGUUUGAGCUGCUGCUAUCGAAGAAGACGGUGAAGAAGGCAGUAAAUGAACAGCCGCACCAGAAGUGUUUCGGAAUCACAGCAGCACGAAGGCUGUCGGAGCUGUUUAAAAACGACACGUACCUGAACGACCCGAACAUAAUAAUGUCGUUCCUGCUGGCCUCGCACCCGCAGGAAGCGCCGAGGACGGCGAGAGCGAUACCGAUACAGACGUUCAAGGUGGAGGAGGCUGUGCGCUCGCAGUACCUGUCGAAGUGGCUCAAAAUACAACUCUCAACAGCCACUAAGAUGUCGUCCAGAGACAUACUGGACUGGGAGUACUACAAGGAGAGGGUGGACACGCAGAUACUGAAGCUGAUAUGCCUGCCGGCGAUCAUGCAGGGCCUGAAGAAUCCGAUACCGGAAAUAGAGAUGCCGAAAUGGGUAAAGAAGAAGCAGGCGAUGAUGGAAAACAGGCAGAGAGGAAUAGUGACCUUUUUCGCGACGACAAAAGCAGCUUCGCUAGGGGACAGGGGAGGGCUCGCGGUGGGAGAUACGACUGCGGCGAGCGAUACGACAACAGCGACUGCGGACGAAGAUGAAGUGGAGGCGCCGCUGAAGGCAGAGGAGCAGGAGGACUGGCUGGACGUGCUGAAGAAGAGGUGGCUGAAGGGCGUGGCGAGUGCGAAGAGCAUGCAAAGGAGCACGCAGGCGAAGGUAAACUAUAACCUCUACAGAGAGCUGAGGGAAGUGUUAUCGAGCAGGACGGAGAGCAGGCUCGAUUUCGACGACUACUACGCACUGUUCACGGAGACGUGGCACAUCUACGACUUUGAGCUGGAUCCGAAGGACUCGUCAUACGUAAACUGUAAAGUGUCGAUAUACAACAAGCCGAUGAUACUUAACGUGAAAGUGGAGCUGUGGAGGAAGCUGUACAUCAACAAUAAGAACGAGUUCCCAAUAAAGGCGGACGAAAACGUGGCAAUAAGAGAGCUGAAGGACAGCUACGUGCUUCCGAGAGGAGCGAGGCAGAUGAACCUGGUGGAGUUGGAGAUGAGAGAGUCGUACUACCAGAAAUACCUGAGGAACUCGAUUAAGUCGAUACUGUACAAGACAGUGGCGGGAGUCUACGAGUCAAAAAUACCAAUCGCAUUCGACUUUAUGACGAGAGUGGGAACGAUGAUAUCACUGAAGAACACGGAAGUGGCGAAAGUACUGAACGAGGAUUUGGAGUUUAAGUCGAAUGCUAUAUCAGCAACGAACCCGGUGCAGACAGUGGACCUGAAGUACAUGAACGACUUUGAAUACGCGUAUGUGUACGUGUUCCAGUCGCAAGACGCAGAGACGAAGAGGAGAAACAGAUUUUUUGCGGCGAUAUUCACGAAAGGAGACCGCGCGCUGAAUAGAAUAUACGUCGGAGGAAACGUGGCACUGAAUAGAUACACGGAAGAGCAGUUUAGUGAGAUAUCGACGCCGAUAUUGGAAAAGUACAGAGAAAUGUGGGCAGAGAAAACGGCAGUGGACGCGGAUCAUUAUAGUAACCCGUACACGUUCCCUGACUGUUUUGGAGCACUGUUUGACACGGAGAUAGAAGCGUCAGAAGCAGCAGCCACGUCGUGUAAGAAUGCAAUGAAGAAGCUGGACGGGUACCUGAAUGCGCUGAAGCCAUCGUUGUCGAAGAGGAAGUACUUCGUGUACGUGUACUCGUCAGUGGAUAGGUCUGAAUUUGGACAAUGGGCGAAGGGAGAGUACUACCCAGUGUUCUUUGACGGGACGGCAAAGUCGCAUCCACAGAUACUGUCGACGCUGUUCAUGAAGUCGUGUUUCGAGGACGCAGUGAGUCUGCUGUAUAAGCACUUCAGCACGGUGGAGGAAAAGCUGGCGCUGUCGAGAAUAUCAGCAGUGCCGGUCUCAGUGCUGCUCUCGCUGAGUAGCUUGGAGGCGUUCAAGUGCAUGUUCGACGUGAUGUACGCAAGAGCACUGAGGCUGUCGUCGUCGCUGCUUUGGGGAACGAGCGAGAUGGGAGUGGAUUUGGGGUUGAUACAGGCGAGUAACCUGGAACACUCGGACUACGACAUCCACGAAAAUGAAAACAGACUGGACUUUACGAUCCCAGGAGUGUACAGGUGCUACGGAGCGAAAAUCAGGUUCAACCAGUCGAUGAUGUACAAUGCAAUACUGCUGCAGUCGAAGAUGAUGGACUUCGCAAACCACGAAAAGGCGGAAACGAGGAACGAGGAAGCAGCAGUGGUGGACCUGGAGACUAACUUCCACGUGUCGAUGUUCCACCCGAACUCGUUUAAGAUACUGGGCACGAUGCUGGAAAACCUGAUGAACUCGACGAACCUCGUGUACCAGAAGGUGGACUACGCGACCUUCCAGAACAUAGUUAACCUGUGCAGCUACCUGAAGUCGUGGCUGAGCGACGCGAGGAGCAUCCUGUACGACCCGGCACUGUAUUCGAUGGCGCUGGGAGCAAUGAAGGAGUACCUGAAGAAGCUGGUGAAACACAUAUCGGUGAACCACAAGCUGACGACAAUACACAUGGACCCGACGUACAUGGUGGUAGAGUCGGACUGCAUAAGCGUGACGAAGGGGAGGACGAGAGUGCAGGAGGCGCUGACGGACCUGGCGGCGACGCAGUCGAAGUUCAAAAACAUACCCUUCCAGGUGGAGGAGGAGUACGUGGCGAUGGUGCAGCUGGACAAGGUUAACUACAUAAGAUACAAGAACUACAUCGACGCCUCGAGAGAAAACUGCAGCGAAAACCUGAAGGCGCUGGAGUACAUGCCACUGGCAGUGGAAAUGUUCAUAAGAUAUUUCAUGAAAACGAUUGCGCUCGACCCGCUCUGGAGGAGCGUGAGGUCAUUCUACGAGUCGGACAGCUACGAGGCGACGGAGGAAAACUACGAGCCGCCGAAACUGGUGAGGACGGACUUCCACAAGCUGGCGAAGAAGAUACAUGACAGAAUAUACUACGACUGGUAUCAGCCGGGCUCGUACUUCAGUAGGCUCUACGAACUGAUCGCGGACACGGAGACGUUCGCAAGGACGUUCGACAAGAACAGCAAGCACCUGAAGAUGGACUUCCCGAAGCUGCCGGGCACGAAGCUGCAGGGCUCGGACGACUGGAAGGUGGAAACGAUAAAGCUGCUGCUCUACAUCAUGCAAAUAGACAAAAGUCUGGACUGGACAAACUAUUCGCUGAUCUCGUCGCUGGACGAAAAAAUACACAAGCUGUACAUGUUGACGUCGCAAAGCGAGUACACGGACAGGAAUUGGAAGGCGCCCUCGAGGGAGCUCAAGUUGGCGUCGCUGCGCUGCGGCCACUGCCACAUGGUCUCAGACAUAGAUAUAGUGUCGACGCUGUCGCUGCUGCAGAACGAAGAGGACGAAACGAUAAGCUACUCAUGGCUGUGUCAAAUAUGUUCAAAGCCGUUUGACAGUAGGCAGGUGGAGGCAAAGAUCAUACAAUACCUGGAGAACGUAUUCUACGCAUACCAAGUAAGUAGAGCCAGUGCAAUAGCACAAGAUAGCAUAUGUCCAUCAUGCAGGAGCGUGAAAACAAUGUACAGAAGAAAUUCCUGCUCGUAA